Messenger RNA from Durio zibethinus, 767 nucleotides. Lineage: Eukaryota; Viridiplantae; Streptophyta; Magnoliopsida; Malvales; Malvaceae. The record is from RefSeq and is a predicted model, not a curated record.
UCUCCUUCCAACUCUCUUCAUAAAUAAAUACCCCUCCAUCUCCCCACAAUUCUCUCAUUCCCAUGCUACUCCCUCUCAGUUCUACUUCCUCACUCUCUUAUCCUUCCCCCCAACUCUCCUCCUUUCCAUUUUCUUCAAACCACAAAAUUAAACCAUUAUUUUUCACCAGCAACAAUGGCAAUUAGAAAGCCAUCAAAACUGUCUCAAACCGCAGUUCUGAAGCAAAUUCUCAAGAGAUGUUCAAGCUUAGGCAAGAAACAUUGCUACGACGACGAAGAUGGACUCCCUCUUGACGUUCCCAAAGGUCACUUCGCCGUUUACGUUGGUGAAAACAGAAGCAGAUACAUUGUCCCAAUCUCAUUCUUGACUCACCCUGAAUUCCAAUGUCUGCUUCGACGAGCUGAGGAAGAGUUUGGGUUUGACCACGACAUGGGCCUUACUAUCCCUUGUGAAGAAGUUGUCUUUCGCUCUCUCACAUCUAUGCUUAGAUGAAAAAGGAUAAAUAUAUAGUUGUGAAAGCUAGCCGAGCGUUUCAAGCUUGCCUCGGAGAAGAUGGCCAAGAGAAGCAUAUAUAGCAGCAUUAUAUAGCUCUAGUCUUCUCUUUUUUUAACAUCAUUCUUCAUUGUGACUCUUGAUCCCUCCUUUUUUGUGGUUUUUUGCUACUAUGUUGAACCCAUUAAUUUGGGUUUUUUUAUGUUUAAUUAGUCACUUGUAACCCUAACUUAAGACCCAAUAACUGAAAUUUUCUGGGUUAGAUAAUUUGUAUA